CCUAGUGAAAGCUAGGGAAGGAGACGACAUCUGAGAGCCCUGGGUCACCCUACCCCAUCCAGCCUCUAUCAUUGCUGCUUUGUUCCAUAUUUAGCCCCUGACAACUGUGUGUAGUGCAGGAACUUCCAGCUCUGUUUUUUCCCUCCCCCCUCUGCCGUCUCCACUCCCUGAGAGCUUUCAGAAACUGCUUUCUUUUUCCCCCGUGGCCUUAACUUACUGCCCCUACACCCAAGAAGAUGGCAGAGAAGCAGGAGGAGCCCAGCAGCGCUCAGAACGGUGAACCUGACAACGCCGAAGAGGGCGAGGGAAAAAAGAAGAAGAAGGUGAAGCGGGAAGACCUGCCACCCUUUGAAAUUGUGACAGGGGAGCGCCUCCCAGCCAUAUUUUUCAAAUUCCAGUUCAGGAACGUGGAAUACAGCUCAGGCAGGAACAAAACCUUCCUGUGCUACGUUGUGGAGACCCAAGGCAAAGAGUCAGUGACUUCUCGGGGCUACCUGGAAGAUGAGCACGCAGCUGCCCACGCAGAAAUUGCUUUCUUUAACACAAUUUUGCCCAAGUGCGAAUCAAGUCUCCGCUACAACGUCACCUGGUACGUCUCCUCCAGUCCCUGCGUGACCUGCGCUGAUCGGAUAACCGAGACCCUAAGGAAGAACAAGAACCUGCGCCUGACGAUCAUGGUGGGGCGCCUCUUCAUGUGGGAAGAGCCAGAAAUGCAGGCUGCUCUGAAAAAAAUGAAGUCGGCUGGCUGCAAGCUGAGGAUUAUGAAGCCUCAAGACUUUGAGUAUGUCUGGCAGAACUUUGUGGAACAGGAGGAAGGAGAGGAAGCAAAGGCGUUCGUGCCAUGGGAGGACAUUCAAGAGAACUUCCAGUAUUACGAGGAAAAGCUGGCUGAGAUUCUGCACUGAAGCUCACGACCAACUCAGGGAAGAUCUGCGAACAGAGAUGUGGCAGACUCGACAUCUAGGACACUCCUGCUUUCCGAAGCUUUGACUCCAGCAGAUGCAGUACUAACUCCUGCAAGAUUAGGCUCUGAUGGACUACCAAUACACGUACAGCACCUUCGGUGUCUGGGAUUUCCUGGUUUAUUUUUUGUUCUUCUCCACCCACCCUCCCUCUCCCCCCUCCCCAACAAACCUGGGCUGCCUCUGCUGUAAGAAAAGGCAACAAACUGCGUGGCUUAAGCCUCGAAAUGGAGCGCAGCGGAUCAGCAGGACACGGGCGUAGGCCUCGCAUACCAGGACUACUUUAGGAGAAGAGAUCGUAGAACAAAGCUGCUGAUUAGAUAAAUGUGCCUAGAAAGAAUAUACUUCAUAAACAUUAAAAAGAAAGGGAGUUAAGAUGAAUAAAAGUUUUAUUCUUUGUCCUUCUCACUGAUUGUAACUGAUUUAACUUAGGGUUAACUCAUCGAUUGUACAGUUGUGACGGAGCCAACAGUACUUCAUUUCAAAUGCAUCAAAUACCUUUCUCCCCUUGUUCAGUGAUGUCUGUGAUAUAAAACUGGGAAAAGGAAAGUGAAAUAAAAUUGGAAACCUCUAAAAAGAA
Molecule: messenger RNA, 1542 nt
Organism: Oxyura jamaicensis (ruddy duck)
Lineage: Eukaryota; Metazoa; Chordata; Aves; Anseriformes; Anatidae
Gene: APOBEC2
Product: apolipoprotein B mRNA editing enzyme catalytic subunit 2
Exons: 3
Coding region: 237-905 (222 amino acids)
Biological process (GO): cytidine to uridine editing
Cellular component (GO): nucleus; cytoplasm
Molecular function (GO): cytidine deaminase activity; RNA binding
Source: RefSeq, a predicted model, not a curated record